Messenger RNA from Lactuca sativa (garden lettuce), 1849 nucleotides. RefSeq names its product IQ domain-containing protein IQM4. The record is from RefSeq and is a predicted model, not a curated record. Lineage: Eukaryota; Viridiplantae; Streptophyta; Magnoliopsida; Asterales; Asteraceae.
UCAACCUUCUUCUGCUGCUGGUUUUUUGCGAUUUUACCCUUCACGAGAAUUAUGUUCUUAUUUCUUUUCUGGGUCUUGAAAAGGGUUCGUGAAAGCAGACUGUUUGGUUUCAAAAAAGUUAGUUCUACUGAACCAGAGAAGAAAACGCCAUUGUCGACUCGCUGCACUUUAAAAAAUCUUGUUCUUGAUCAAGAAAACUUGUACAGAGCCUAUGGCAAUGGCUUCUGUGAGUUUGUUAGUCAUCCGAGUCCUGUGGUUUUUUCGUCGGCAAGGCCCGUUAGUGAGCUCAAUGCAGCAGCUCUUAGAAUUCAGAAAUUCUACAAGAGCUAUCGAACUCGACGCAACCUUGCAGAUUGUGCUGUUGUUGUUGAAGAAUUAUGGUGGAAAGCUUUGGACUUUGCAGCUUUAAAGCGGAGUUCCGUGUCGUUUUUCUGCAACAACAAGCCCGAGAGCGCAGUCUCUCGAUGGAGCCGAGCUCGUACCAGAGUUGCAAAGGUCGGGAAAGGCCUGUCUCAAGACAAAAAUGCUCAAAAACUAGCCAUUUGUCACUGGCUCGAAGCAAUUGAUCCACGCCAUCGUUAUGGUCACAAUUUGCAGUUAUACUACAAGGUUUGGUUUACUAGCCAAAGCUCACAACCUUUCUUUUAUUGGUUGGAUGUUGGAGAUGGUAGAGAAAUAAUGGUAGAAAAAUGUCCCAGAAACGUAUUACAUUAUCAAUGCAUCAAAUAUCUAGGACCUAAAGAGAGGGAAGAGUACCAAGUGAUUAUCGAAAACGGGAAGUUAAUGUACAAACAAAGUCGAAGAUUAGUGAAAACCAUCGAUGGAACUAAAUGGAUCUUUGUACUUUGUACAUCAAGAAUAUUGUACGUUGGUCAAAAGGAAAAGGGUCGAUUUCAACAUUCUAGUUUUCUAGCCGGAGGAGCCACUACUGCUGCCGGGAGGAUGGUUGUUCACGAUGGAGUCCUUGAGGCUAUAUGGCCCUACAGUGGUCAUUAUCACCCAACGGAAGAAAACUUCAAAGAGUUCAUUUGUUUUCUUGAACAACAUCAAGUGGAUUUGACUAAUGUCAAGAAAUGUCCUCUAGAUGACGAUGAUCCAUUUCUCAAUGUUACUUGCAAAGAGAAGUCCAAGUCUAAUAAAACACGCGGAAAUCCACCAGUAAACAUCAAACCUUUAAAUGAAAAUGUCAAAUAUCAUUGCGAGAAAAUGGGAUUACAAGAACAAAGAAACGUCAAAUCCCCAAAAUGGACAUCCGGGGUAGGUCCGAGGAUUGGGUGUGUAAGAGAAUACCCAACAAAACUACAAUUUCAAGCACUUGAACAAGUCAAUCUGUCACCAAGAAAAGUUUCUUCAAUGUUUUCUAGCAAUGGUCCAAUUCCUUCCCCACGACCAAGUCCUCGUGUGCACCUUUCACCAAGACUUGCUAACAUGAGCUGAAACACACUGAGCACAACAACUAAAACUUGGACCGAUAAUUAUAGGAUUAACAAUUGAUAUGAUAGUAAUUAAUAUCUGAAAGAGUUCUCGGAUGAAGUUAAAUGAUCUCUUCGAAAUUGAAAAGUUGUUUGGAGAAUAUUGGAUUAAUUAACAUAAAGCGUAGGGGUGGUAAGAGUACAUAUUAUUCAAUGUAAACGCCUGUGGAAAGUGUGUUUUCGUUUGUUGAUGGGCAGUGCAUGCAUAUACAUUUUCGUCCAUAUUUUAUUAUUAUUGUUAUUAUUCUUUUUGAUUUUAAGAACAUGUUUAUAAUAUUAAUUCUAUGUGGUUUUUUUGCUUGUAAGAAGAACAAGUUUAUAUUAUUAGUUCUUUCGUCAAAAAGUUUAUUAUUAUUCUUUUUCUUAGGCUCGCUCAA